UUAAUUUCUCCAAACGCGUCAUUAAUCCGCCCUCCCAAAAAUCCGCAUCAAUUUGUGAGAGGUUUCUGUGAUUUCAGACGUGUGAGCAAUAAAUACAACAGCACGUGUAUUGGGCGGUCACGGCCACACGGUGUUCACGUGGCUGAGGACCAACACAACACAACGCAGCGCUGGUGAAUGUUGGCACAUUAUAUCUAGACGCCGAUUUCAUCGACAACCUCGCAGCCAUGGACCUUGAAGUGGAAUCUGCAGACGUGAUUCGUCUGAUCAUGCAAUAUCUGAAGGAAAAUAAUUUGCACCGCACUCUGGCGACGCUUCAAGAGGAGACAGCAGUCUCGCUCCACACGGUCGACAGCAUCGAAAGCUUCAUCUCCGAUAUCAACAGCGGGCAGUGGGAUAUAGUGCUCCUAGCAAUCCAGUAUCUGAAACUUCCUGACAAGCUGCUCAUUGACCUGUACGAACAGAUUGUGCUGGAGUUGAUUGAGUUGGGUGAGCUCGGAGCAGCCAAAUGUUUACUAAAGCAAACCGAUCCCAUGAUCAUGCUGAAGCACACUCAACCCGAGCGCUACUCGCACCUGGAGACCCUUCUGACCAAACCAUACUUUGACGCACAAGAGGCAUAUCCAGAGGGCAACAGUAAAGAGAAGCGCAGACUGGCUAUCGCCCAAGCUUUUGCAGGAGAGGUCUGUUUGGUGCCACCUUCUCGCCUCAUGGCUCUUCUGGGCCAGGGCCGUAUAUGUGAGGGGGCUUUAUACAGGUUACAGGAAACAAAAGCACUAAGGCAGUUUGGCUCAUUAGCAAUGCUGUCAUUGAAGUGGCAGCAGCACCAGGGUCUUUUACCUCCAGGUAUGUCUUUGGAACUGUUCCGGGGUAAAGGUGCAUUGAAGGACAUGGAGGAAGAGCGCUUCCCUACUCAGCUCAGUCGCCUCAUAAAGUUUGGGCCAAAGUCACAUGUAGAGUGUGCGCGAUUCUCUCCUGAUGGACAGUACUUGAUUACUGGAUCUGUUGAUGGUUUCAUUGAAAUCUGGAACUUCACCACUGGUAAAAUUCGAAAGGAUCUGAAGUAUCAAGCUCAGGAUAAUUUCAUGAUGAUGGAUGAGGCUGUACUGUGUCUGGCAGUAAGUCACGACUCUGACAUGAUCGCUUCUGGAGCUCAGGAUGGAAAGAUACAGGUUUGGAGGAUUCUGAACGGGACGUGUCUGAAUAGAAUAGAACGAGCCCACAGCAAAGCAGUCACCAGUGUUUGCUUCAACAAGGACAGCAGUCAACUAUUAAGUGCCUCCUUUGACCAGACCAUCAGGCUUCAUGGUUUGAAAUCAGGAAAAAUGCUGAAGGAGUUCAGAGGUCAUACGGCUCAUAUAAAUGACGUCAUAUUCUCCCACGAUGGCCAGCAUGUCAUUAGUGCAUCGGCAGAUGGCACAGUAAAGGUCUGGAGCAUGAAGACAAUGGAGUGCACCCACACAAUAAAAACCCCUGACAUUCCUGAAGGCACAGAUAUCACUGUUAACAACGUCGUGCUUGUCCCAAAGACUCCUGAGCACUUUGUUGUGUGCAAUAGGACCAACACGGUGGUUGUUACAAACAUUCAUGGCCAGGUGAUGAGGAGUUUCUGUUCAUCUGUAAGAGAGGGGGCAGACUUUGUUUGCUGCACGUUGUCUCCACGUGGAGAGUGGAUUUACUGUGUGGGAGAAGACUAUGCGCUGUACUGCUUCAGCACCAUCACUGGCAAGCUAGAGAGAACCCUCACGGUACACGAAAAAGAUGUGAUUGGCAUAACUCACCACCCACAUCAGAAUCUCAUCGCUACAUACAGUGAGGAUGGGCUACUCAAACUCUGGAAGCCUUGAGCCCCGUCCUUCAUAAUAUGAACUCUGUACACGUUUUGCGUUUUAUGUUCUGGAUUUGUGGUAUUCCUGCACACACACAUAUGUCUCUGCCUUUAUACGCCUGCUAUGACAUCGGUCUUCCAUUCAAAGAUUCAUUUCUGUCGAACCUUUGCUAGCUGAACCUCUUCGACAUCCGAAACUAACUACAUGCGAUUUCAUAAUACUAACGUUCCUCUAGUGGAAAACAUGAAAAACUGCAUGGAUGUACUGGUCUUUUACUAUUAUUAAGGGCUUUGUAGUAUUGUCUGUGAUAAUAUCUGCAUGCAAGAUUUAGCCCGAUCGACAUUAAUGUGGUAAACGUACUGGUUUUCUUUCCAGGCCAUUCUUUGACAUCCUACAUUUUAAUGUAUGUAAUCUCUUUGAUCAUUUUGGCCAAAGACAAGUAAUUAUUGUGUACUUGCUCAUUAUGUGACCUUGGACUCAUUGAGGACAUAUUUGUACUUGUGUACAUUUAGAAUUCUGAUAUGUUUAGAAUUCAUAUGGUACAAUAUUGUGUUGAUUAUAAUGGUUUAGUGUGUUUUAACACUCAACCGAGCACAUCUACUUGUACUGCAUGCAGGUGACACAUUAUGCAGUUACUGGGAGUAAUCAGUAUGGUUUAUAUUCUGAUAAUUGCAGAUUAUUUUUUA
Labeo rohita (rohu) is the source of this 2515-nucleotide messenger RNA. It is a transcript of the gene smu1b, whose product is annotated as SMU1 DNA replication regulator and spliceosomal factor b. Lineage: Eukaryota; Metazoa; Chordata; Actinopteri; Cypriniformes; Cyprinidae. Gene Ontology annotation, cellular component: precatalytic spliceosome. Gene Ontology annotation, biological process: mRNA splicing, via spliceosome. The transcript is spliced from 13 exons. The coding region runs from base 228 to 1847 and encodes 539 amino acids. The record is from RefSeq and is a predicted model, not a curated record. Gene Ontology annotation, molecular function: protein binding.